AACCACCCCCCCCCCUUCUCCUUACACUGACGAGACUGAUAUUUGGACGUGACACAUUAGUUUUAAUCAAGUCGGGAUCGACAUACUGAUGAAAUUCAAGAUGGCAGCCUCCAUGGAUGACAUGAAGAAAUUGAUGAAGAAAAGAGAUGAAAUUGAAUCGGAAAUCAAGGCUCUUCAUGAAGUAUUAGACUCGCAAAAAGGGAUAGGAAUGAACGAGCCCCUGAUUGACAGUGAAGGUUAUCCUCGAGCGGAUAUCGAUGUGUACACGGUCAGACAUGCCAGGCAUAAAGUCAUUUGUCUUCAAAAUGAUUACAAGGACAUAAUGAAGGAGAUUGAGGAAGGUCUCUAUAAGAUACAUGCAGAGGCGCGACAGAAGCAGGCAGAGUCUUCAACUGAAGAAACACCCUCCCCAACAUCAGACGAUGCUCUUAGCAGGCUCUCCCCUUUCCUGGUCAUCGACAAAGUGGACGAAGGAUCUCCAGCCCACACCUGUGGACUUUGUGUGCAAGACAAGAUACUGAAGUUUGGGUCUGUAAUGUCACACAAUUUUCAGAACCUACAGAAUAUUGCAGCUGUGGUGCAGCAUAGUAAAGAUAAACCUUUGUCAGUGCGAAUUCUUCGGAAUGAAAAAGAAUUUAACGUAACUCUAACACCCAAAGCUUGGAGUGGGCGUGGUCUUCUCGGGUGCAGUUUUCUUCCGAUCAAAAAGACGUGAAUUUCUUUACAUAUAUGUACAUCCUUUUUGUAAAUCUGGUCUCCAUGUUACAUAAAAGUUACAAUUGUCAAUAAAUCAUAUUCAAACUUCUA
Molecule: messenger RNA, 807 nt
Organism: Magallana angulata
Lineage: Eukaryota; Metazoa; Mollusca; Bivalvia; Ostreida; Ostreidae
Product: 26S proteasome non-ATPase regulatory subunit 9-like
Exons: 6
Coding region: 89-715 (208 amino acids)
Biological process (GO): proteasome regulatory particle assembly
Cellular component (GO): cytoplasm; nucleus
Molecular function (GO): protein binding
Source: RefSeq, a predicted model, not a curated record